Spodoptera frugiperda (fall armyworm) is the source of this 384-nucleotide messenger RNA. Its product is annotated as heat shock protein 68-like. NCBI's taxonomy places the organism in Eukaryota, Metazoa, Arthropoda, Insecta, Lepidoptera, Noctuidae. The transcript has 2 exons. Bases 1 to 384 code for a protein of 127 amino acids. Gene Ontology annotation, biological process: cellular response to unfolded protein; protein refolding. The record is from RefSeq and is a predicted model, not a curated record. Gene Ontology annotation, cellular component: cytoplasm. Gene Ontology annotation, molecular function: ATP binding; misfolded protein binding; ATP hydrolysis activity.
AUGAAGGAGACGGCGGAAGCUUACCUCGGAACGACAGUACGCGACGCGGUGAUCACAGUGCCGGCGUACUUCAACGACUCUCAGCGCCAGGCCACCAAGGACGCGGGAGCCAUCGCCGGGCUGAACGUGCUCAGGAUCAUCAACGAGCCCACAGCCGCUGCGCUCGCGUACGGCCUCGACAAGAACCUCAAGGGCGAGAGGAACGUCCUCAUCUUCGACCUCGGCGGCGGAACGUUCGACGUGUCGAUCCUGACCAUCGACGAAGGCUCGUUGUUCGAAGUGAGGGCGACGGCGGGCGACACGCAUCUCGGAGGCGAGGACUUCGACAACAGAUUGGUGAACCAUCUCGCGGACGAGUUCAAGCGCAACCGCCGAGCGCGCUAA